CCGUAGCCAUUUUGGCUCAAGCCAUUAGGCGCGAGCUGGCGGCGGCUUCCGGAGCGCGCGCGGGCCCCCGGGGCGCGCCUGGACUCUGGCGACGCCUCCUCCGAUGGAGGCGCAACCGGUGGCGGCGGCAGCCUUCGGGGCCGUGUCGGCCGUGAUCGCUGUUGGGAUGAGUGGCAAAGCUCUGCAUGCGGCCAUUGCGGCCGUCGUGCGAGGCGCGGCCACGGCGGCGGGAAAAGCAGUCGACCCCAUCGAACAGGUCCAGGAGGCCCCGGGCACGCUGGGGGUCACCGACGUCAAGAAGAGGGUGAACGUUCUCAAGGAGGCGGGCGAGAAGCACUUGGCUGGGAGGCUGCGCAAGGCGUCGCGAUUGCGCAAUGCUCAGGCGCACCCAGACGUCAACCUCGUCACCGACAUUGAGGACAAGCUAGCGCACCAUAAUCUCAUGGGCGCGCAGGCGGACGUGGAGCCGUUCGCGAAGACCACGACGGUCAACGCGAGUGGCGACGACGAGAAGAUUGAGAAGGCGGUGCAGGGCAAACAGAAGGAGCUUGUGAGCAUCGUCAACCCCAUCGUGGAGCUGGAGAUGAUGAAGGCGGAGCUGGCGGCAGUGACGGCAGCCAUAACUGCGUCGGCAUCAGAAGCGGAGAAGUUGCGACAGCAGGUCGUGGCUCUGCACACGAAGCUGGACAGCAACGCGGCGAAGGCCUCCGAGUACAAGGACAUGGUCGCGGGGCUUGAGUCUGAACUUGCGGCCGCAAGGGAGGCGACGGCUUCGGCGACCACGGGCAGACAGCAGCUGGCGGAGCAGGUCGUGGAGCUGCUGGCCAAGAAGGAGGAGGCUGAGCAGGUGCAGAUGCGCCUCCGCGAGGCGCUCGCUGAUGCUGAGCGGAGGAUCAAGGAGGAGUCGAGCAGGGCCGCCGAAGCCGUCGAAUUUUGCCAGGGGGCGCUCCAUCUGGCGCAGAAGGCGGCGACAGGCGGUGGCUCCGCGUCUGGGUCGGCGUCGAGACCGUCGAGGACGAAGCGACGCUGAGGGACGCUGCGCCUAGGGGCGCGCGUGCUCCGAUCUGGGGUCCUAAGGGACCGUCCUUUUCUUCCCGCUCGCUGUCCCUCGGUCGCCGAUCUGUUAGUCUGCGGCGCUCAGCGGCUGAGGGCUGGUCGUCAUCGGCCAUCUGUGCCGAUGUGGUUUACAAAUCGUUCAGGCCCCCAGGGGAUCGCUGAC
Molecule: messenger RNA, 1219 nt
Organism: Prorocentrum cordatum
Lineage: Eukaryota; Dinophyceae; Prorocentrales; Prorocentraceae
Source: the annotation of a GenBank genome assembly